Molecule: messenger RNA, 2652 nt
Organism: Anopheles moucheti
Lineage: Eukaryota; Metazoa; Arthropoda; Insecta; Diptera; Culicidae
Product: solute carrier family 35 member G1
Exons: 3
Coding region: 388-1428 (346 amino acids)
Cellular component (GO): membrane
Source: RefSeq, a predicted model, not a curated record
UCGAUUCACGAAUCCUUAAAUGCAUUCGUAUGAAAAAAACACAGGAGGAAGGAUUCGCACGCGAGGAAACACUUUUCCGACAUUAAGCUUAUUGUAAAAACCAGUGGAAUCUUGUUUUAAUAAUAAAUAGCUACGGAAAAUGUGUUGCGUGAAUGUGACCUGUGCCCAGACGCGAGUGUGUUUCGCAUAGACAUGGUUUAAUGGUGCGACAACAUCUUCCACUACUCGGUUCCGUCCUGUGCCAGCGCAGUGGCAGUAAAAUAUGCGACCGAAACGAAGUGCCGCGCCGUGGAAGGUUUUUGGCUAAUCGCGAGUAGAAUUCAUAGAACGCUUAGAACAACGGAUCGGAAAUCGGACACGGCCCGUCAAAGUUAAUAUCCCUCAGAAAUGCCCGAACAUCUCGAACUGCAACAGCUGGUGGACGGUGUGUUGCAGGGCACCACACGUCAUCGAUCUCUGUCCUGGCUGCAAUGCUCAUGCCCUUAUCUGGGCAUCAUCCUUGCCACGGUUUCUUCCUUUUUCUUUUCCUUGUGCUCCGUCAUUGUGAAAGGACUUGUUGAUGUUAAUCCUAUCGAGCUGGCCACAUUUAGAUUUAUCGGCGUGCUGCUUCCAUCAAUCCCGAUAGCAAUAUAUCGCGAGGAAACCUUAUUCCCGGAAGGGAAGCGGAUCAUACUAGUGCUACGAUGUUUUGUCGGAACAACCGGGCUUAUGCUUAGCUUUUACGCUUUCCGUCACAUGCCACUAGCGGAUGCAUCCGUGAUCAUCUUCUCCACACCAGUGUUUGUUGCCAUAUUUGCACGGCUGUUCCUUCGCGAGGCAUGCGGCAUGUUCAACGUUAUCACGAUCGUCCUCACGCUGAUCGGUGUGGUGCUGAUCACCAAACCACCGUUCCUGUUUGGAGACAAUCAGGUAUCGAUUGUGGACGAACAGGUAAUGGAAAAUAGCUACGACAUCUGGGGCCCGGUGGCAGCUCUAUCGUCGACCCUGUUCGGUGCGAACGCGUACGUGUUGCUGCGUGCCCUAAAAGGGCUGCACUUCUCUGUUAUCAUGUCCAACUUUGGCGCCUUUGCCUUGCUUUACACGCUUAUAGUUUGCUACUACAUUGGGGCACUCUGUUGGCCAUUGUGCGGGACGGAUCGUUUUCUUGUUAUAGCGCUAGCCCUGUUUAGCUUCGGUGGCCAAAUACUGCUCACGCUUGCACUGCAGUACGAACAGGCGGGUCCUGUAGCGAUAGCCCGGUCGGCCGACAUCGUGUUUGCCUUCAUCUGGCAGAUAAUGUUCUUUAAGGAAACGCCCAGCCUUUACUCCGUGCUCGGUGCGCUGCUGGUGGUCAGCUCGGUGGUACUAUCCGGUCUGCGCAAAUGGGCCCUGGCAUUGCCGAGAGACUCGGAAACGAGGAAAAAAUUACAUUUCCUGUAUCUGGAAUAGAUAGAUGUAAGAGACACCUAACAACCAUAUGUUACCAGUACAUUCCCAUCAUCGUUAUGGCUCAACUUCAUCACCAUUAAACGGUGCUCAUUUCACACCUCGUUUUGUAAUAAGAAAUGACCCAGACGGCGGGUCAGAAGCGCACCCAAAGUAAUUCAGAACAGGCCGGUUUACAAAUUAUCCUCUAAAGAAAAUCAUUCAAUUUUAAGCCACUAACAAUCUCUCUUAACAAACCAGCAGGCUCGCAUCCAUUUUUAUCACGAUUUGAUGUUCCUGUUCCAGGACGAGGAACGACAGGAGCAUUCAAGCAUGGUGUGGAGGAGCGUUUAAGCAACCAACAAAAUGAUAAACUGUAAGACUUUAUGACGACCAAAAUCAGAAUGUAGGUGGAUAAGAGAUAUUUUUAACGAUAAUAUUAUUCAACAUAAUGGAAUUGCUUUCCAUCAUUGGUUCAACACAAGCAAUGGGAUCUAAACGCUAACACUACAACCCACACACAAAACUGCAAAAACUAACGCGCACUCUCGACCUUUCCAAAACUACAUUUACCUACUGGCGGUGGUGCAGAGACAGAAGUUUGGCAAGAACUCUGCAACCAGCCCCACACACGAUUUAAUCCUGUGCAGGGACAGUUUUUCAAAGGACGAGAGAGAGAGAGAGAGAAAAGGGAGAGCAUGUUAUGAUUCUAGUCAAGAAAACGUUUUCCGUCACGUUCAAAGGACAUCAGCAAAGUAAAACUAAGCAUCACGAUAUUAGGAGAACUUAAACGCUUGUCACCAAAAAGGGAAGGAGAAGAAACGGGUUUCUGUCCGUGUUUCUUGUAAUAUGAAAUAUUAAAUAGUCUAAUAAAACUGCAUUGUGAUUAAACAGUGGUCUCACGUUCAUACCGCCAAACAUGGUGUUAAGCAAAGAUUUUCGAUAAAUAGUUGUAUCGUUUGAUUUUAGAACAUUCCACUUUACCCCAGGUUCCUUCCUUAGUUAGGUCGAAUCAACGACGAUAUCCUGGCAAAUCGAAUCCUUACAGCAUCUUUUACACAAUAACGCACGCAUUAAGAAACAAAAACGUUGCUGAAAACACCUGAUCAGAUAUUAUAGGAACAAAGAUCACCGAUGUACCGAUUGCUGUAGGAAGUGUACACAGAGCGGCUAGAAGCAUUACAACUAUUACUUACAAUAAAUCCUCCAAAACGAAAACCGGCUCCGCUUAAUAGCAUACAAUUUUAU